Messenger RNA from Mesorhabditis belari, 375 nucleotides. The record is from the annotation of a GenBank genome assembly. Lineage: Eukaryota; Metazoa; Nematoda; Chromadorea; Rhabditida; Rhabditidae.
AUGACCGCUCAACGGGAAUUUACUUAUGGACCCGACUGGUCUCUGCAACAAAUCGAUGGAACUAGGAUUCAUUUCAUUUGCGCAGGAUUCACUAGGUGGACGUUUGACUUUCAAGAUCGGAAUCUGGACUGCAAAUUUCUUCGUAAUUCGAAGGCUCGGAUUGUUUGCAGGAAUGUUGUCGAGGAGGGUUACCAGAAUGGUCAACUCGUUGCUGGCGCGCCCAUUACACUCAUUUUGAAUUUUGACUCCGCAAUUUCCUUUGGAUUGUUCGCGCACGGGAUUACUGAUAUGAGCGGCGAUGCCUCUUCUCAUUCCGUCUCCCAUCAUCGAUUCAUCACAUCUCAAGGAUCAGCAUUUAUUAUCGCACCUGUUAGC